This is a messenger RNA of Phlebotomus papatasi, 2773 nucleotides long. RefSeq names its product calpain-C (gene CalpC). Gene Ontology annotation, molecular function: calcium-dependent cysteine-type endopeptidase activity; calcium ion binding. The record is from RefSeq and is a predicted model, not a curated record. Bases 615 to 2639 code for a protein of 674 amino acids. The transcript has 6 exons. Lineage: Eukaryota; Metazoa; Arthropoda; Insecta; Diptera; Psychodidae. Gene Ontology annotation, cellular component: cytoplasm. Gene Ontology annotation, biological process: proteolysis.
AGUUCGUUGGAGUCUUUCGUUACGAGAAGAUCUCACAGUUUCUGCCAUCUCGCUAUUAAUAUUAUCCCUAAAGUUAAUUUUUUUCUUCUGUGUUACCAUCUCUCGUGCAUCAUCAAUUAGUGGACAUUUUUAGUAUACUAGCUGUUUUAGCGUUAGUCGCAAAAGGUGUGUGAAGAUUGAGCUUUUGUGCUGUGGGAGUGGGAAAGUGGUGCAAUCUGGCUCAAUAAAAUCACAGAGAAAAGGCAAUUUCAGUGGUUGGUGAAUGAAAUUGUGCGAGAAUUUCUCAACCAAGUUUCGUGACGCCACUGUGUCAAUAAAAUUUUAACAUAUUCUAAGUGUUUUUGCACCAAGAAAAAAAAAAGAAACACACCUAAAGAAGAUCCCCAUUGACUCCACGGGAUUUUUGCGAGGGAAGGUGAACGCACAAGUGACGGUGUGCACAGUUUAAAAAAAAAUCACAUACAUAGAGUGCCUCAUAAGCCAUGGAGAUGGAAUUAAAGUGAUUUUCUGGGUAAGGUGUGCAAGAGGAAACGGAAGACCAUCGAUCGGGUGGCUAUGUAUGGAAAUUUGGAGUAAAUCUGCUGGAGAAGGUUGUGUAUAUGUGACGAUUGACAAUGACAUCAAGCUAUGAACGGAUUAAGUCGGAAUGCAAAAAGAAAAAUCAACUCUGGGAGGAUCCGGAUUUUCCGGCAGUACAGACAUCAGUUUUCUACCAUCAAACACCACCAUUUACAUUCCAAUGGAAGAGACCACAGGAAAUUCUUGCACAGCCUGUCUUCAUCAAUGACUCCACCACACAGUUUGAUAUUACACCAGGCAAAAUGGGUGAUCGAUGGCUCGUCUCAUGCCUGGGAGUUCUGUAUUUGUCGAAGGGGCUCUUUUACCGGGUCGUUCCAGCAGACCAGAGUUUUGAGUCACCCUACUACGGUGUAUUCCGCUUUCGGCUGUGGUGGUGCGGUGAAUGGGUGGAAGUUCUAGUCGAUGAUCGAUUACCAACGAUAAAUGGCAAGUUGGCCUUUCUGCAGGCACAGAACACCAAUUGCUUCUGGCCGGGGCUACUGGAGAAGGCAUAUGCCAAGCUGCACGGGAGCUAUGAAGCUCUCAAGUACGGCACUCUCCUGGACGGUUUGGCCGAUCUCACGGGCGGUAUCACCGAAUCCAUUCCCAUUCGAGCGGACAAUGUACCCAUUCGUCCAGCCAUCAUGUAUAGCCUCCUGGACACCACGAGUAUCGUGACAUGCACUGUAAAUACCAGCACCAAUACUGCCCAAAUACGCAAUCAGCUCGAGAAGUUGCCCAGCGGCAUCUGCGUGGGCAGCAACUACCGACUGUGCUCUCUGGAUAAAGCAGAAACUCUCAUGGGGGACUCUGUGCAACUCGUACGCCUCAGGGAUCCCAUGUCCCUGGGUAAUUUCGGAAAUGGUGGUGGCUAUAACGGAGACUGGUCAUCGCUAUCUAACUCCUGGGAUAGAGUAUCCGUUCAGGAGCGUGAUCGCUUACUCGGUCAGCUCGAUAUAGGCGACUUUUGGAUGUCUUUUGCGGAUCUCACGCAGAUUUUCACACAUCUCGAGUGUGUCCAUCUUGAUUCUGACACAGCUCGCGAUGAGCCCUCACUUUCGGAUAAAUCUCGAAAGUGGCUGAUGCGAAUGUAUCAGGGCGCUUGGAGGAAAGGAGUUACAGCAGGUGGAUGUCGCAACAAUCCAGAUUCUUUCCACAUCAAUCCUCAGCUUCAACUCUUCCUCAACGAGAAGGAGGACGUGAUCAUUUCGUUGAAUCAGCACAGUGUAAUGGAGCCCAAAGUGAUUGGUUUUACACUGUACAACCUGAGCACGGUGCAGAAUAAGAUCUCAGAAUGCCUUCCGAAGUCCUUUUUUAAGAAACACAAAAGCCUCCAGAAUUCACAAUACACUAACUCUCGGCAAAUCAGCCAAAGGUGCUGCCUCGAUGCUGGUAGAUACCUCAUAAUGGCCACAACGUUCGAACCCAUGGAAGAGUCUGCGUUCUCGGUGCGCGUACUUGGCUCCUCAAUCCGCCUAUCAUUGCUAGAAACGCAGACCAUGCUUCUUCUAGAUCCAUUUCCAUCCCUCAACGCCUCCCAGAAGAUCCAGGCCGAUCUCAGCGGCAGUGGAACGGCUCAAUACGAACCUGUCUUUCUUCAGCUCGCUGAUGAUCACAAAACCAUCAACUGUUAUGAUCUCCAGGAACUACUCGAGGCUUGUCUGCCCAAUGACUACAUCAAGUCCUGCGCCAGUCUUGAUGUCUGUCGUCAAGUUGUUUGUCUUAUGGACAAAACCAAUCGUGGUCGAAUCACAUUCACCGACUUCAAAGUAUUCAUGGUGAAUCUGAAAUCCUGGCAAGGCGUUUUCAAGAUACACACCAAGGAGAAAUCAGGCAUUUUGCGUGCAGAACGUCUCCGUGAUGCUCUCUACGAUGUUGGCUUCCAACUCUCUACGGAGAUACUUUCAAUCCUCGUUCUACGUUACAUGAGACGCGAUGGAACAUUGCGUCUUGGAGACUACGUCUCUGCGAUCUUACACCUCACAAUGGCAUUCGAAAUCUUCAAGGUGAAGGAUUUAAAUCAAGAUGGCGUCAUCAAACUUGGUCUAGCAGAGUGGAUCAAAUGCGCUCUAAUGUGUUAAGCCUCAUACAGUGAUUGUAAUCUCCGUACGAUCACGAAUUCUUUUGUACUCAUCUUCUUGUUAAUAAUUUAUAAAUUUUUAUCUGAGGAUAUCUAAUUUUGCUAUCGAGACAAUAAAAUGGCAUGAAAUCGUGA